UCACUGCACUAAACAUUAUGUCUGCAGGCUAAAGAGGCAAAAGUAAAUGCCCGUCGGAGUCUUUUAUUUUGAAGACCCCUCCAUCCGACCCUGUUGUGUGCAUCUUCGAGAUGUGUAGAUACGUAUUUUGAAAUGCCCGCUCUGGGGUCAGACACGUGAGAUGAGCGCAGUGAGGGUAUUAAGUGUGUGGCGGAGUCGACACUUGAAUUGUCGCUGUUUUGUAGGGAACACGCGAAUAAACGAUUAUAAAGCGCCACGAGGUUUCCUGCGUCUUUUCAGAGAUUUCAGUACUGAUGAAGGUACUGUAACUUCCGGGAGAAAAAGAGGCCUGAGAGCCGCUGAUGUCGCAGAAAGGCUUCGGCGUGAAAAACAUGAAAAGACAGAAACGGCAAAUAAGGUUCCGGUGUCUCCUGUGCAACGGAAUGUGGCCGAACUGAAGCGGUUCACUCAGAAGCUCCAGUUUGUCCAUCCAAAUGUUUUCGCAAAAGCACUUUCUAACAGUAUUCUGUACCAAGAUCAGAACAUCAUCGCUAUAAAUAAACCAUAUGGAGUCCCAGUUUACAGUACUGGAGGCAUCGGGAACAGCAUUGCAGAGAGUCUGCCGGUCCUGGCUAAGAUUAUUGACGGUAUUAAAGGAGGAUCCGAGCUGCACGUCUGUUACAAUCUCGAAAAGGACACCACCGGCAUUUUGUUCCUAUCCAGGACGGAGGAGACUGCCGAGCAAAUACACAAUCUCAUCAGAUCUCAUGAGGCAGAGAAGAGAUACAUGGUGAUUACUGUUGGCGUCCCUGUUCCUUCAGAAGGAGUCAUUGACAUCCCAAUCAUUGAAAAGGAAGUCAUGGGGGACCAGCAUCACUUUAAGAUGGGUCUGAGUCCGCUGUACCGACCUGCUGAGGAGGGAGACGGGCUCGUCCGAGUGAGAGCGCACCGGCAAGCGCAAAGUGCCGUCACGCGCUACAAAGUCCUGGACAGCAGCUCACGAUGCAGCUUGGUGGAGCUCCAGCCAAUCACAGGAGUGAAACAUCAGCUGCGGGUUCACAUGGCAUUAGCAUUGGCUUGCCCUAUUCUGGGAGAUCAUAAGUACGCCGACUGGAACAAGCUGGCUCCUCAGAAGUUACCGGAAGGUGUGCUGCGGCGGCUCGGACUGGAGCAGAGCAAAACCCGACACCUUCCUCUCCACCUCCAUGUCCGACAGAUCACCCUACCAGGAGUCAGGGGUCACAGUGACCUCACUGUGUCCUGCCCACUUCCCAAGUUCUUCACAGCGGCUUUGAAAAAACUGCAAAUCGAGCUGCCUGAGAAGCCAUAGGAGAUGAGCACCACUUCGGAUACGAGUGUAAACUCGAACAAGAGACCAUGGUUCACAGGAGGUCAGAUAGCUGGCAUUGAAUAAAGUGAAAACAAGAUACAUCGCCUGGAAGGUGCAUGCAAGAAGCAACCACCUGGAUCUAAUUGCUUGGAGCUGUGCUGACUUGGAUGAUUUAUGGGAUCCUGCUUGCUUCAGUUUGGUGCAACAUAAGAAUUUUACUGAUUAUUUAAUGAAUCCCCCCACAAUCCAAAUAAAUUGAAACUGUAUUGUUCAUCA
Silurus meridionalis is the source of this 1585-nucleotide messenger RNA. RefSeq names its product RNA pseudouridine synthase D4 (gene rpusd4). The coding region runs from base 161 to 1309 and encodes 382 amino acids. Gene Ontology annotation, molecular function: RNA binding; pseudouridine synthase activity. The record is from RefSeq and is a predicted model, not a curated record. Gene Ontology annotation, biological process: pseudouridine synthesis. Lineage: Eukaryota; Metazoa; Chordata; Actinopteri; Siluriformes; Siluridae. The transcript has 7 exons.